AGAGGUGUGAAGGGAGCGCGUAGGACUCGCGGAAUCCGCCUUUCUCGCCCAGCGCGGGGCUCGCGUCCUUCUCGUCCGGGGAUGCUUCCGGUCAGCGACUUGUUGCUCAGGCCCCGGGGCGCCGCAUCCUCUCGCGAUUCUGGUGCGCUGAAGGCGGGUUUGGGUGCGUGCGUCCGGGGGGAAGAUAAAAGACUUUUUUGAUUCAUGAAGAAUCUGCUCACUAAGAAGCAUAUAUCAAGCCGCUGGUCAAAUUUCCAUACAAAAGGAAUUAAGCAGAGAAUGCAGAGGAAGGUGGACUCUAGGUCUUUUAGGGAUGGUGCAGUUAAGAAACCUUAUCCUUCAAAGAUACUGGCCAACAAGAAGUCGUCUGCCUUCUCUGGGAUCCAGAGAGAGCUACCUAGUGCUGGUCAUCCAGUGCAGUAUCAUGCCUCACAUGGUUGGACCCGAAGGAAUCAGUUACGAGAAUUGCGCAUCAGAUGCGUGGCCAGAAAGUUCUUAUAUUUGUGGAUUCGAGUAACUUUUGGAAGAGUAUUUCCCUCUAAAGCCAGGUGUUACUAUGAGCAGAGAAUACUACGGAAGGUCUUUGAAGAAUGGAAAGAAGAGUGGUGGGUUUUCCAGCGAGAGUGGAAACUCUGUGUUCGAGCAGACUGCCACUAUAGAUAUUACUUGUACAAUCUGAUGUUCCAGACCUGGAGGACCUAUGUGCAUCAGCGGCAAGAGAUGAGGAACAAGUACAUGAGAGCUGAGAAUCAUGAUGCAAAGCAAAAGAUGCGGCAGGCCUGGAAGUCCUGGAUGAUCUACGUGGUUUUUCGUAGAACCAAACUUCAGAUGCAGACCACUGCCCUGGAGUUUAGGCAGCGGAGUAUUUUAUGGGUGUGGUGGAGCCACUGGAGGCAGCAGCUGGGAUGGGUCCGUGUGGGCCAUGCCCUCCAUGCAUCAGCUGUGAAGCACAGGGCCCUGAGCCUCCAGCUGCAGGCUUGGUCACAGUGGCGAGAACAGCUCCUGUAUGUCCAGAAGGAGAGACAGAAGAUGGUCUCCGCAGUGAAACACCAUCAGCACUGGCAAAAGUGGAAAUCCCUGAAGGCCUGGCUUGGAUACCUGCAGGUCCGCAGAGUGAAGAGACAACAGAAGGACAUGGCUGAGCGAUUCCACCGGGUCACUGUGCUCCAGACACACUUUUGUGAUUGGCAGUGGGCCUGGGAGCGGAAGGAGAGUUUGUAUGCCGUGCACGCACGCGUGGAAGGGCUGGCCAGGAAGAUGGCAAUGCGGCGGGCCUUUACUCAUUGGAAACACUAUGUGCUGCUGUGCACUGAAGAAGCGGCCCAGUGGAAGGCGGCAGAAGAUCACAGCAGACACAGCUUGCUGCACUUCUGUUUUCGAGCCCUAAAAGACAAUGUGACCCACGCCCGUCUCCAGCAAAUAAAAAGGAACCUCGCUCACCAGCAGCAUGACAUAAUGCUGCUGCACAGGUUCUGGAACCUCUGGCAGUCUCGAAUUGAGCAGAGGGAAGAGAGGGAGCAGCUCCCCUCACUGCGUGCUGCCUGGGACCACUGCAGAAUAACGUUGCUAUGCAAGUGUAUCAAAUUGUGGUUACGGUAUACUCAGAAGAGACGAUACAAGCAGCGGCUGCAGUCCAGAGCAGACAGUCACUUCCAGCAGAGAGCCCUGCCUGUGGCCUUUCACGCAUGGAGAAAACUCUGGCGAUGGCACCAGCAGGAAAGUGUCCUCAAUGCAAGAGCAGCACUCUUUCACAGGGAAAUGUUGGAGAGGAAAGUAUUUGCUGUGUGGUGGCAGAAGAUGUUUCAGCAUCGAGAAAACCGCCUGGCAGAGAGAAUGGCCAUCCUUCAUUCAGAGCGGCAGCUUCUGCGAAGGUCCUGGUCCACGUGGCACCAACAGGCAGCAGCUUGUCACCAGGAGCGGCAGCGGCAAGCAGUGGCCUGUGCCCACCACCACCACAGACAGCUCAGGAAGGCUUUCUGCAUCUGGAGGGAGAGUGCCCGAGGGCUGAGAACAGAGAAGAUGGGCCUAAUGCUGGCUGCAGAAUUCCACUCGGUACGGCUCCUCCACUGGGUCUGGAACAGGUGGAGGGAGUGCCUGGCCCUGCGCGAUGCCGAGCAGCGGGAGCUGACGCGCGCCAACCUGCAUCACCGGCACACGUUGCUGCACAGGGCGCUGCAUGCCUGGGGGCAAAGUAAAAACAAGUGCUGCUGGAGGUACCAGCCUUACCGUCCAAGUGGCCUAUUGUCCGGGCACUCUUCUGACCUUGGGACUCUGGGCUCUUGGCCUCUGCCCCCUCUGUGUCCUCUUGGUCUCCCACAGACUUACCAGAGCCAGGUGCAAAGCAUCCUACGGGAGGUGGCGGCCAGGGAGAGCCAGCACAAGAGGCAGCUGCUAUGGAAUGUGUUCCAUCGUUGGAGAGAGAACACCAUGGCCCGUGUGAAUGAAGCAAAGAAAACCUCCCAAGCAAGUGCUCACUAUAGGCGGACCUUGUGUUCCAAGGUCCUGGUCCAGUGGCGGGAGGCUGCAUCAGUGCAGAUAUACUACCGACAGCAGGAGGACUAUGCCAUUAAGGAGGCCCAGAAGGUGCUGGAUAGGGGAUGUCUCAGGACCUGGUUUCAGCGCUGGCGGGACCGAGGCCAGAGGGCAGCCCAGCGGAGAGCCCAGCUCGAGAGGGCAGCUGGGCAUCACCACCGGUGGCUGCUGCUGCAGGCCAUGGCCCAGUGGAAGGUGCACCAUCUGGGCUGUGUCAGGAAGCGGCUCCUGCAGAGGCAGGGUGCCCAGCUCCUGGCCCAGACUCUUAGCCGGACCUACUUCCGCCAAUGGAAACAACAGCUGGCGAACAGGAAGCGAGAGCAGCGGGGCACGGCCCGGGCCUUGUGGUUCUGGUCCUUCUCACUACAGGCAAAGGUGUGGGCCGCGUGGCUGGGCUUGGUACUGGAAAGGAGGAGAAAGAAGGCGCGACUGGAGCGAGCUGUUCAGGCCUACCACCAGCAGCUCCUUCAGGAAGGUGCCACACGCCUCUUACGGUUUGCAGCCAGCAUGCAGGCCUUCCGGCAGCAGCUGCAUGCCCAGCAGCAGGUGCAGGCGGCCCACAGUCUCCACCGUGUGGUCCAUCGCUGUGCCAUGCUGUGGAAACAGAAGGUUCUGGGCCAGGGCAGGGAGCCUCAGCUCCUGACAUCCACCAUGCCCAGCAGGAGAGUGACAUUUGACCAUCCCCUUUCCACCUGUGUUGCUGCUGGGGCUGGGGAUGCCGCCCUGGAGGCCAAGAGGACACAAGAUCCUCAGUCACGGGGAACUCUGGGCAGCUUGGCCCUGGCUGCUGGAGACUCCCACCUUCUAGAGCUCAAUGCUGCCCGCUUGGCAAGAAAGCAGCCUCGACGCCCACAUUUCCUGCUGGAGCCCGUGCAGAGCCAGGGGCCCCUGGGGUGUCGCACCCUUGGGAGACCAGGGCCUGAGGCACCGUGGGAGUGUAACCCAGGUGUGACCCAGCCAGCGGGCCCUUCCCUGAUGACGCCUUGCCUGCCAGAGGCCUGGACAGCACUGGUCCCAGGCAGCCCCCUGCCCCAGCCCAAGACCCUACCAAGUCACCCUGGCCCAAAGUUGCCCCCCACAUUGAAUAUGGGCCCAGAACUGCUGCCCCCUUCCUCCUUCAUGCCAUGUGGGGUGGAAGCACCUGCCAGGGCAUCUACACAGCCCAUCACCCCUGGGCUUGUGCCCCAGGCCUCUCCAUCUGCAGCCAGUGUCCCCCACCCCCACCUGCUGCUUCCUGGGGACUUCACAGGCACUGGGCCCGGGCCAGGCUCUGCAGGCACAGGUGUGUGCCUAAGGCCUGUCCACACUGUGAGCGCUCAGGCCCCUGCCCGGAAUCCCUCCAUCCAGCCGUGGCGUAGCCGGGAGGGUGACCAAGAUCAAGCUUAUUCUCCUGUUACCAUGGGCCACACUGACCUGGAGGCCGAGCUUGAGGGCAUCCAGCAGCAACUGCAGGACUACCAGACCAUGAAGCAGAACCUCUCGUCCUGCCAGCGGCAAGCCAGAAGCCUGCGCCGGUGGCUGGAACUGAGCCAGGAGGAGCCCAGGCCUGAGGACCAUGAAGCAGAGCAGCAGGUGCAGGAAGAACUGCAGGAGGUGAGACCCCAGGCAGCCCUGGGACAGCUCCCUUGGCUGUGCUUUGUCUCAGCUCCGCCUCCCGUCCCCCAGGUGGAGUUGCAGAUCCAGCAGCUGGUCUCUGAGCUCCAGGCCCAACGCCAACCCAUUCGUUCCUGCAUCGCCCGCAUCCAGGCCCUGCGGCGGGCUCUGUGCUAGUCAUUGCCCCAGGGAGGCCUCAGCCCGCCUCCAGGAACAGAACGCAAAGCUGCAAUGAGUUUUAUUUUUUAUUUCAAAAUGUUGCAAUUAAAUGAAUUACUGUUCA
Messenger RNA from Prionailurus viverrinus (fishing cat), 4408 nucleotides. It is a transcript of the gene SFI1, whose product is annotated as SFI1 centrin binding protein. Bases 205 to 4302 code for a protein of 1365 amino acids. Lineage: Eukaryota; Metazoa; Chordata; Mammalia; Carnivora; Felidae. The transcript has 32 exons. Gene Ontology annotation, molecular function: phosphatase binding. The record is from RefSeq and is a predicted model, not a curated record.